This is a messenger RNA of Dicrocoelium dendriticum, 2941 nucleotides long. The record is from the annotation of a GenBank genome assembly. Lineage: Eukaryota; Metazoa; Platyhelminthes; Trematoda; Plagiorchiida; Dicrocoeliidae.
GAUUUAAUUUGUCGCAUGAGGUAGCAAUAUAAGAGGUCCUAAAUGAAUGAGUUGUGCAGGUUUUCCUCGACGGAGAUCAAAAAGCAUCAGAGAAACCGCACGCUCUGACGAACAGAAUCCUCUGAUCGAGUUUACUCCACCUAAGGCGAUAAUUGCCAAGGAUGUGCCCUGGGAUAAAACACCAUCCACGUGUCGAAGCAGGGGUAUACAACGUUUUCUGUUCGUUGAAUUGUCCAUUCCCGGUCUGAAAGCUCAAUCGUCCGCCAAGGGUAGUAUAAACGGAGGCAGGACAAAAAGAUGGUCACUACGGCUAUUUUUAUGCAAAGGUAUCACUACUUUUGACGAUGGCGGUUGUUUGGGAUUUCCUCAGAUACGACGUACAGAAAGCAGCUGGAAUAAAACCCAGACCGAAUCGUUUGAAGUGGACAAGUGGUGCCGGGGUGGGCGACCUCAGCAACCAAGAAACGGGGAAUUAUGGUAUCGCGUCUCAAAUACUAGGGUACAAGUUUCGAUUUUGACUGAAGUCAGUCGUCCAAAUGACUCAGUAAAUGGACCAGUGGGUUCUGUGGACUCGCUGUAUUCCACAACUGAUAUCUCAACAAACUCUCUGUCAAGCCUGACUUAUUGUCCCCAUUAUUUUUACUGGGAUUCUGGCAAACUUGCUCACCCCAUUGUGGCCGCAACCAGCAGUUUGCUUACAGAUGAGGAAAAGGUAAUGUUCUACUUAGCAAUUCCGGGCGCUAAGAAGAAACGACAGGUGUGGUCAGACGAAGAACUCCAGCAGUUAUCAACAAGGAGCGCUUCCGUUUGCCCCGCAGAUUCCCAACUACAUUCUAUGAUUGUCAGGCGUUCGGCCACAUUCAGUCACAAAACUCUCACCUAUUUACCAAGUGCGACAGAGUCGUUAAGACCCAGUGAAGUUAAAAUAUGUGGUGACGUCAACGAUUCACCGUAUUAUCAAGUCACACUUGAACGAAAUCCUGGUCAAUCCCUUGGCCUCACUUUGGUUGAAAGGCCUGUGCCAAUGUCUUGCCUAUCGGUAGGCUCUGUGAUUCAGCCUACCACCGGACUGUUCAUCAAGCAAAUCGCUUCGGGGAGCUUAGCAGACCAAUCUAAAAAGAUCCGAGUCGGUGAUCAGUUGCUGGCCAUUAAUUCUGUGAGCGUAAUUCUGUCUCCGCCGUCGUCAGCCCCACGCAAAGCAGCAGGCCUCAUGUCAAAUGGGCACAUUCGACUUCCUGAAACAUGUUCAUCGCUUGACACCAACAUUUCCGUCCCGGCAGUCAAGAGUGAGGAGAGUUGCGCAGAGUUUUCCUGCAAGUCCGGUCUGAUCGGUUUUACCGCCUAUCCAUUCGCCAUUCGUCUCUUACGCCAGGCCAUCGGACCUGUGCAUCUGAGCAUGAGACGUAUGGAGCCGCUCCGAAGUUACGUAUACCCAUGUGAGACAAAUCAGCUUCCCCAGGAAUCACAACAAGCUGAACAAAUUCGAUCAGAAGGCUCGCACAGUAUGCUCCAAGCUGAGGAAGAAAGCGAGCAAACAAUUACUACGCACCGCUACCCGAAAGCUUCAAUCCCCACAGAUCAGUUUACCUUGAGAAUACAAGAGGAAGUGCUCCAGGAGAGUGAUUCACUACAUGAGACAGUCUCACGAAAUUUGUGCACACCUGAAGUUGUGAAGCUUGAUAAUUUCGGAACAGAUGUAGUUGCUACUUUGGAAGGUUCACACCCCGAGGUGGUCUCCGCCCAUUCAGAAAACUCGGCUAGAAAUUAUUCGCCCCGUGAGGGAAACACGGUUGAGCAACAGCGUGAGGAAGAAGAUACAGGUUUAAAAGGUAUGAAUGAUUAUUCUAAAAGAAUAUUGCAUCCACGUAGAGAUAAUGGAAUCCAACAAGCCUACUAUACAGAACUCACCAGAAAAUGGUGAGGUCUCACAUAACGACGCUGCUAUUGCCAACUAUCUCCAAUGGACUGAAAGUAACCAUGACUUGGACAACUUCACAGAAAAUACUGGACCUAAAUGUGAAAAACCGAGGCGGAGUCACCACACUUACAAAUGCAGAACAUCAACUUUCCGAAAAAGUCAAGCUAGCGGUCAUGCAGAAAAUAGAAGUGAACAAAUAGACAUACAGUCUAUAUUGGAAGUAAAACAUGAGGGUCCUAAGGCUAAAAUCCAUUCCUGUGUCCGAAGGAAUUCAGACAAACCGAUUCAAAAGGUCAAUUCCGGUGGACCACAUCUUAACAGAUCGCAUGAUACGAAUUCACUAGUAGGUGCAGGCUUUAGUAAGAAAACCUCAGGACGUUCUCUGGCGCAUGUAUAUGGAAAUUCUACAGAAAAGUGUAACGCCCACGGCGAGACGUUGAAAAAUAUUGCAUCGAAGCCAGAUGAUCAAACUCCACAGAGAGGUAACCCGAAACCCCAUACAAAAUUACAAGAAAGGCUGGAGAUCUUGGAGGAAUACUUUCGUAAACAUGUGUCCACUAUCAAUGUGCAACCUGAUUCUCCAACCGAUCAAAAUGAAGUGAGCGCUUUUCAUGACAUUCUGGAGAGUUUGACUGAUGAGGAGUGGCAGAUUUUGCUCCGCGUAGUCAUGCAACCGGACGGGGGUCUGUUUGAUGGAACGAAUACUAAUCAGAACAAGAUAAAAAGCGAUUCUUGUGCAAAGCGCGAGAGAAAUAGAGCAGCCUUUAAUGGCCCAGCACAGACAAUGACCAAAACGCAUUUAAAGCAGACCAAAGCUCCGAGAAAUUUACCAAACAAGUCGUCCAGAAUUCCAACGCGCAUUUCGACAGAUGGGAAAUAGUGAUGCGCUCAGAGUAAAUGGUGGGCUGGAGGGUAAACGCAAUGGAUUUCGAUGUGCGUGACACGAAUGAUGAUGUACCUGGACACAGCAAUGUGGGUUAUUCUUUCCAAUUCGUUUCACAUACACGUCUUCCAGUUGUAUUG